UUUAAAUCAUUGCUUACGUCCUUUUUCUCAGAUUGACGACGAUUCCAACAAAGAAUUAAAGCGGCCUUCCCAAGCUAUCACGAAGCGGUUCAAGGUAAAAAGGAACAGGAUUAAAACCUUUGAGUCGUGGGAAGCAGAAGAGUUUAACGCAGGAGUCCCUCGUCUGCCAGUGGGCCGAUAUACUUACCGCGAGUGUUGCAUAGAGUCAAAACGCAAAGAAGCUGUUGUUACAAGGAGGAACGCUGUGAAGAAACCGAAGAGGACUGAGAAGAAGAAGUGUGGGAAGAAAAAGAGCUUUGACGACUGGCCUUUAGACUUUGCAGGGCAAAUAACCUACAUGCAAAGAAUGAACCGCACUUGCCCUCCAGUUUAUAACAUCGCAAACAAGGAACCCAUGCCUUACAAAUGUCCUCCAAAAUUGAGGUGUGACAACAUCCCUGGUGCAUUCAGACUACCGAUGAUUCCGCAGGGUCUGUGGUCAAAUCGCGGGACAGUUACAAACCGGAUGCACGGGAGUUUUAGCGGCAGAGACACUUCGUCAAAGGUGUUUUCAGUAAACACGUGUGCCAAGGAGACUCCACCACAAACAAAGGAAAAGAAUAGAAGAAUAAGGAUCCCUGCGGGAGGAGAAGACGUAACUUUAGAUCCAACGAAAGUGGAAUUAGGGCGGGAUCAGAUAGGAAUUGGUUCUACGUCACGAGUCUUCAAAGGUCAAUUUCAUCGAGAUACGGGUACUAUCACAGAAGUGGCGUGUAAAGAAUAUAUGGUUAACAUCACCCCCAAGCAUAAGGUAAAACUGUUAAAGGAAGUUAAGUGUCUAAAAAACCUGCGACAUCCCAAUAUCCUUCAUCAUUUUGGGGUCGAUUUUACUCGAUCACUUCUUGUCACCGAACUACUGGAAAAGGAAAUCAAAAUUGAGGGAGAAGUCACGAUGGUCCAUAACGCGAGAGAAUUACUAGACCUCCAUGAACUGCUACCAGUGCCUUGGUUGACUCGCCUGCAUAUCAUGCAUGGGGUGACCUCUGGACUUGCAUUCCUUCAUAACCAUAAUAUCGUCCACUGUGAUCUCAAAGCAGCAAAUGUAUUCAUCGGCGACGACGGAGAGGGAAAAUACAAGGUGAAACUAGGCGACUUUGGUAUGGCUCGCUUUGAUUUCGAGCAGUUUUCUGUAUCGAUGCUGCCUUCUAAUAAUGAUGUUGUCGUGGGUACCGCAGCCUACACAGCACCAGAACUUCUCGAAAGAGGGAAAAAACCAUCCUUUCAAAGCGACAUGUACAGCCUCGGGAUGGUAAUGACAGAAUUUAGUUUGCCCGACCGCUCAACUCCUUGGGAGGGAGAACUUGCUAAUUCCGCUCUCAUCUAUGACUACAUACGUAGAGGAGAAAGACCAGCUGUUAAAGAGGUAGACUUAACAGGGUUGAGUGACGACACUGCUAGACAGUGGAUGAGGCUUCUUUGUUCCUGCUGGGAUCAGGAUCCUUCCAAGAGACCAUCGGCAACAGACGCUCAUCGUGCGAUGAUGUCUAUUUGUGUUCCGGAACCAGGGGAUAACUACAAGACGUUUGAACAGUGGAGUCAAGAAAAUCCCGAUUCAUUGUUCAUAUCACUGAGUAACCAUCAGGGAAUGGCACUGGAGCUCAUGGAUGAGGUAGUUAGCUCUUUUACUGCUCAGAAUAAAUCGAUAUCACAAGAUCUUAAAAAUGACCUUGCAAGUAACUUUCAAGCAAGCGAUGGAAGUAAUUCGUGCGUCUAUCUUUGCACGAAAAUUGCCGACGAACUCCUAAAAUGUGAAGAUGUUUGUGCUCAGAAAAUUGCUUCCUUAAUACAAAAUGUGGCGGAAGAAACCAUACGAUCCCUUCCGAAACAUGUCAACCACUUGAGAAAGGUUAGCGACUAUGCAGAUGUAUACGAUGCAUUGCAGAUAAUGAAUCAGCAUGCAAUUAUAAACACGCAUUACACCACCACAGAAAUCUUGGCCAAGCAGUCAUCGGAUAACCUUGAAGACAAGCAGAGGCAUUUGAAAUCAGCAUUACAAUCGUUAGAAAAGUCGAAAAAUGCAAAGGGAAAGGCUUUUGCAGUUUAUACAUGUAACCCCUAUGCUAUUCUGGUAGGCGUGGUACGUUCAACUUUCAUCAUAAUUGAUACUCACAAAGUACAGGAAGAAGUCGGAGGUAAAGACUCAGGGUUAUUGGUGCUUUUUAAUCUGGACUCCAUCCAAAAAGAUAACGUGGUUGACGGAAUAGUAAAUUGGAUAUCGCUGAGAAUGAAAAUGUCUAUUAAGGACUAUUCCACGAAACUGCAUUCCUUAGUGCUUCUGCAGGCUAACAGCGAUGUUGGGAGCGUUGAAGAGGACGAAGUUGUAAUCUCAGACACUGAGGAUCUAGACAUUCUAAAUGCAAGUAUUGAAAUAGAAAGACAUCUACAAUCUAUCGCUACCGAGGAUUGCAUAGAAGUGGAGGAGGAGGAAAAUGACAGAACGCAAAACAAGAAAGUUAACAAGAUCAAACCGUAUGACUAUCUUAAAGAUCAUAAGAUAGGAUCCCGGGUUUGUUCUACCUCCUCCGUAAGCACAGAAAAAGAUCAUUCUCCGCAGGAAAAACAAGAUUCUGCGGGUUACUUCACGAUGAGACAAAAACCAACUGAAAGUGUUAACGCCGACGCUGAUGAGAUAGAACAUUUGUACAUAGACCCAGUAAUGGAACGAAGUGAAGGUUCUCCUCCGGCUAAUUAUACCCGACCGGAAGAAUUGCCUGCUGUUAAAGAGGACGAUUUGAUCGUCUGGAAGGGGCACUUAACCAAAUUUGGCUUAAAUUCAUUGAACGAUUUCCAGAUUCAAGCCAUUCAAAGCGUUGAACUCGGCCAAGAUGUGAUAGUUGUACAACCAACUGGAAGUGGUAAGAGUUUGUGCUUUCAAUUGCCUUCUCUCUUCGAGCGCGAAAAAUUUGUAGUCGUAAUAACCCCUACCAUAUCACUGAUAAACUCACAGAUUGAGGGGUUGAAGAAAGUCAACAUAGAUGCCAUUGCGUUAGGAAGACCCGCUGGAGCAGACGCACAAUUGAAUCAUGACAGACUUUUUAAUGGUGAUAAUGGCAGUUCUUUCCCAUCAAUCGUAUUCAUGACUCCUGAGCAUUUUGUCAAUCGCAUUUCUUAUAAUCUUGAAAGAAUCAAGAAGAAUGUCAAAUUAUUGGUUUUGGACGAAGUGCACAAAAUGUUUGAUCGGAACUCCGAUUUUCGAUCAAGCUACGACUUUUUCAAAGGAAUUAAAGACAGCUUCAGCUGCGUGCCUGUGAUGACGUUAACUGCCACCUUGAGUCAGGCCCAACUGCAGAGUUUGUGCGCGGAUUAUUUGAAGAAUCCUGUCCUCAUUAAAGGCUCGAUCAAUCGCAGCAACAUCAAGUUGAACAUUAAGUCAUACAUUACACCAAAGAAGAAGACUUCCAGAUCAGUAAAAGAAAAUACAAAGGAAGGCAUUUGGUCGGAAUGUGCUACGGAUAUAAAGAAUAUAUCAGGUGAUGAAUAUGCUAUCGUAUACAUGGAUUUUCGUAGUGAUGUGGAACUAAUGACGUCAUCACUCAAGCUGCUAUUGGGCGAAGAAAAUGUUAGACCUUACUAUGGAAAAGGGAUGACUCACGAUGUAAAGAAGAAAACUGACUCUGCUUUUAGAGGAAAAGAAUUUCAAGUAUUGGUAGCCACUGAGUCCUAUGAGGUUGGCACACACAGUCCACAUGUGGACAAUAUUUUCAGGGUGGGUUGCAUGCGUAAUCUUAGUGUUAUGAUUCAAGAAUUUGGUAGAGCUGGAAGAAGUGGUAACAGCGCUGAUGGUUUUCUUCUAGUCAAUGAGUCAAAGGACGACCAACGCUUAGCUUUCUGGACCAAAAACUGUUCAAAAAGUGAAGAAGAACAGAUAAAAGCACAAUUGAUUCAAUCAUGGCGCUGGGUCUACUCUAUAUACUGCGGACGAUGUAUGAGAGAGGAAAUAAUCAGUAAGUUUGGAGAAGGCCAGAUGGAGUUGCAGUGUGUAGACGAGUGUUGUUCAAGUUGUGAUAUCAAAGACAAAAGAGAUUUCAACGCAAAGGAAGCGAUAAGGCUUCUACUCCAGGCAGUUUUAGACCUCGGAAAAAUGCAGACCUAUGAGGAAGGGGUAAAAGAAGAAGUGCUGAUUGGAUGGUUAAGGGGUAGUAAGAAAGAUACAUUCUCUCUGCCCGAAAUGCAGAAAAUCAUGGAGCUGACGCAGACAUAUUCCGUUGGUACGAAGACUUUUAAAGAUAGUUCUCAAGGGUGGUGGUCAAGGGUUCUGAGACAAGCUGUUCAUUUACAGUUGAUUGACAUAAAAUAUAACAUAAUAAGGUGCGCGUCAUUCAGAAGAGUAUGGAGGCAGUACAAAGUUUCCGAGAAAGGGAAGAAAUUUCUGGAUUCUCCUUAUGAUAUCCUUGUUUUGGAUCCAAUAAACGAUCCAUUACACCAAACAGCAGAACAGAAAGAGGUUGUCAAAAGAACAAGGACUGGAAGAGGACAUCAUCAUCUGCCAAAAAUAAAGGAUUGCCUGAGGAAUUCAGCAAAUUGGAUAGAAUUAACGCUUAAGGACCAGUAUGAAUUCCCAGGAUUCGACACAGCCUCAGGGACGUCGCAAACAAACUUUGUUUUCGUUAAAGACUGUAGAGAGUUAAAUUUCGCCCCAAGUACUCGACCUCAUUUUAUUUGGGACGAUAAUCAGCUGUCAAAACGAAGCACACAAACAGCCAAGCACAAUAUAAGUAUAGAUGGUGUGGAUACCUUAUUAAAUGUGAGAAGAGGGCCUUGUGAAGGUGUGAAGAAGUGUGCUGGUCCUGACUGCUCGUACGUUGUCUCUAACAGACAAAAGGUCAAUCGAUGUGUACACCACAGAGAAAGUCAUUCCCUUGUUUCCACUGGACCAUGCCCUGCACAUAUGGUUUACAUAUGGCCAUCCAGUGACGAUGGAAGGCGAUGGAUUGGUGUUGUGCCAGGUACGCAACACAAUCACUCAAAACCAGCACCACACAUCCUGUCCAGCAAAGUUAAAGAGGACAUCCGGAAAGUGGUUUCUGAUGACAGUACUAAAAGUACUAAAGAUAUCAUGAAGGGGUUGGGAAUUGGUUAUGUUCCCGCUGAAGCCAGUUCACCAGCAGCUAACGCCGACCGUGUGAGGAGAGAGAGGAAAAUGGCGCUUGGAAAAUAUAUGUCUUUUCAUAAAGAGCUUCGUCCACUAGAUGAGAUACUUGGUUUUGAUAAAAUUAGGAAAAAAGUGGAAGGUAACCAGUUAUACGAUGAAAGCACGAAUAUAAGCGAAAAAGUGAACAAAAUGAUGGGACAGUAUCAGAUGGAAGGAUCGGAGUACAUUUUUACGCCUGCCAGGAAGUACGCGUUUUUUAUGUCGCCAUUUCAAGCAACUCUGUUAAGUAGAGCAGAAGACUUAUUUAUGGACGUGACCUACACAGGUAACGACUUUUUACCGUAUCUUCUUAACAUUGUAACUUUCAACGAUCAAACAUGUGUGUAUAACGCCGUCGCAAGAAUACUGUGCAGUAGACAAGAUGGCGAGACUUAUGCCAAGUCGAUAGCCACAAUUUUUGGGAAGGUUUCACAUGACCAUGCUUGUUUCUCGAACGGUGCAAGGUUAAGGUCUAUACUCGUGGAUUUCGACGAUGCCCAAUACAAAGGACUGAAAGAAUGUCUCGGUGAAGAACUGGCCAAGAAAGUCAUCCGGGGAUGCAGUGUUCAUUGGCAAAGAUCAGUGAACAGAGUAUGUAAGUUAAUUUGCCGAAGCGAGGCUGAAACUCGUAUCUUCAAAACUUUAGCGGGCAAAAUUGAAGACGAACGAGAUAAAGAGAAUGUUUACUUAAUUUUCGAUGUCCUAUCGGGUUCCAAGAAAUUACAGGACGCUAAACAGUUUAUUGAGGGCGACUUGUCUCAUGAGCUUGACAAACUUGACAACCAAAACUGGACAAAACUGAAGCACUGGAGCAAGUGGUGGUGUCGGUUGAAUCACCUGGCAAUGUUUGCAAGGGCUUUUAAGGAAAUGGACGAGAAAGAUUGGGAAGAAGGACCAUGUACUACCAAUCCAGUUGAGGCAUUGAACAGACAAUCAUUGCAGGAAGGAUGUACUGUUCUUCAUGCAUUAAUGGAAAACAUUUACCUGGAGGAUCGCCUACAAGCGGUGAAAACAGCAGCUUGCGAAGGUAAUGUUACAACCUCGUAUAGGGCAUCACCUGGUAAACAAAAAAGUAAACGGAAGCGUACAAGCAUAGGGAAUUCAGGAGAUGAAGGUCCACCAGACAAGCGCCGGCAUAUAAUGAGUCAGAAAAGAAGGCCGAAUGGUAGAGCGUUAAUUAAUAGUCUGAUUGAAGUGGAAUAUGACGAAAAGGACAAAACAGGAAAGGUGACAAAGUACUGGGGAUGGUGCAAAGGACAGAUCGUGGCAUAUAGGAAACACGAAGGGUACUUGGUAAAAUUUGAGGAUAGAAUUGACGAUGACGGAACAGUCGUCGCUGGGUGGUCGGAUUGGAUUCAAGACUUAAAUAGUAAGGAUGUUCGUUUAUUAGAUCAGUAAUUUCAAGUACUUUCGCUGACUCCAAUCAACAGAGGCCCCCAACGAGCGAAUCUUUCCAAAGACGUCAGAAGUGUCUAAAAUGGAUUUCUCAAUGUUCUAGAAGCCUUUUUAGUUAACUUGGAGAUGCCCUAAAGAAUGUUUAUCUGCUCGGAUAUUUAAGGGAAACUUUAGUCGUUUCGAAAAUUCUAGGGUCCUUUUUUGAGUCAUCCGAAAGUUUUUGCUAUCCUGAUAGGUCUUGUCGAAAGUUCGAGGUCACUGAGAAAACGGCAUUAGUAGAAGUUUUUCGUUAUACGUGUGCCUAUCGAAAUUCUAUUCAUCCAAAAACAUUAGGGGUGUGGCCAUAAAUCUGACCGUUUAUUCGAAAAAGAAAGACAUCGUUUUCAUUUUAACCAUAAGUCUCAACCUUUCUUGUUUGACAUUAGAAGGAAAAAAUUUCAAUAACUGUAUUGAGAAAUGUUCACUUUUAAGUGUUUUUAGUAAGGUUAUAGCAUAUU
Molecule: messenger RNA, 7062 nt
Organism: Orbicella faveolata
Lineage: Eukaryota; Metazoa; Cnidaria; Anthozoa; Scleractinia; Merulinidae
Biological process (GO): protein phosphorylation
Molecular function (GO): ATP binding; protein serine/threonine kinase activity
Source: RefSeq, a predicted model, not a curated record